GAUAGACGAUGACGAAACAGAAGAGAGUAGAACCAAACCUUGGUCGCGCUCGCUUCCUUCUCUAGCAUCCACAACUCUCUCUAUCUCCGGCGAAACUGGCAUGCCGGCGACGCCGUUCAAUUCGUGAUUGCUCCGUCUUCUCUCCGCCGUUCUAUGCUCAUCCAUUGCUCAUAAGCCAUGUCCCUAACCUUCACUUCCACACUCUCUCUCUAUCCUCACCGCCAAGCUCGCCUCCGGUACCGGCGGUUACAACCGUCGCCGCUAUCUUCCGCAGAAUUCGUCUGGCUUCCGUCUUUGAAGAGUCGGAGACCGCGUGUAUUGAGAGCGCCAUCAAGAUGCUUUGUAGUUAGGGCAUCUGCCGGCAUCGGAGGAGGUACUCACAGAGUGUAUCGUCAGUCUCAGGCCACCGCGUCUCCGUCUAUUGCCACCGUGAAACAGAUUGCAAACACUGUUACUCCCUUUGGCAUAUUCUUCGCACUCACUUUUGUUAUCUGGAAAGUAGUGGAGAAGCUUCUUGUUCCAGCUCCAAAGCAAUCUAAAUCUUCAACCGCGGAAAGUCAACCGGCUUCACAAGGAUUUAAAUGGUCUGCUGGUACAAAUCUGUUGUCGAGGCUCGGGGCGAAGAUUGAGAGACAAUCUAAACAGAAACUCAAUGAGUUUGCUCGAGAAUUGAGGUCAUUUUCAAGUAUUGAUAUGUCAGGGCGCAACUUUGGAGAUGAAGGAUUGUUCUUUCUUGCUGAGAGCUUGGCGUUCAACCAGACUGCAGAGGAAGUGAGUUUUGCUGCAAAUGGAAUAACAGCAGCUGGAUUGAAAGCUUUUGAUGGUGUUCUUCAAUCGAACAUGACAUUGAAGAUACUUGAUCUUUCAGGAAACCCUGUUGGAGAUGAAGGAGCCAAGAGCUUAUGUGACAUAUUGGUAAAUAACUCCAGCAUUGAGAAGCUCCGGCUAAACAGUGCUGACUUGGGGGAUGAGGGCGCGAAAGCUAUUGCAGAAAUGUUGAAGAAAAAUUCAAGUUUGCGGGUUCUUGAACUUAACAACAACAUGAUUGAAUAUUCUGGAUUUUCAAGUCUGGCUGGCGCACUUAUUGAGAAUAGCAGCAUAAGAAAUAUACAUCUCAAUGGCAAUUAUGGUGGUGCAUUGGGGGCUAAUGCAUUGGCCAAAGCACUUGAUGGCAACAAGUCUUUAAGGGAACUGCAUUUGCAUGGAAAUUCUAUUGGAGAUGAAGGAAUCCGUUCUUUGAUGACAGGAUUAUCUUCAUAUAAAGGGAAACUUACACUUCUAGACAUUGGCAAUAACUCAAUAACCGCUGAUGGUGCUUUCCAUGUUGCGGGGUAUAUUAGGAAGAGCAAAAGCCUGUUAUGGUUGAACCUUUACAUGAAUGACAUCGGUGAUAAGGGAGCAGAAAAAAUUGCGGAUGCUUUGAAGGAUAAUCGGUCAAUAACUACAUUAGACCUGGGAGGAAAUAACAUUCACGCUGCUGGAGUUAGUGUUAUUGCUAGAGUUUUGAAAGAUAAUUCAGUUAUUAGCACUUUGGAACUUAGUUAUAAUCCCAUUGGACCAGAUGGAGCCAAAGCCUUGGCUGAAGUUAUCAAGUUUCAUGGGAGCGUAAAGACCCUCAAGCUUGGUUGGUGCCAGAUAGGAGCAAAGGGAGCAGAGUUCAUUGCGGAUGCUUUAAAAUACAAUACUACAAUUUCAAUUCUGGACUUACGAGCAAAUGGACUAAGAGAUGAAGGUGCACUGUGCCUGGCUCGCAGCUUGAAAGUGGUUAAUGAAGCUUUAACCUCUUUAGAUUUAGGAUUUAAUGAAAUAAGGGAUGAUGGAGCUUUUGCUAUUGCUCAAGCACUCAAGUCUAAUGAUGAUAUAGCUGUCACAUCCCUAAACAUAUCCAGUAACUUCCUUACAAAAUUUGGGCAGAGUGCUUUAUCCGAUGCAAGAGACCAUGUCCUCGAGAUGACUGAAAAGGAAAUCAACAUUUUUCUCUAGAAGACACUAUUCCUCGCGAUAAUGUGUUGUUACAUACCAGGAGAUCUUUUUGGUUAUUUUGCAUAUUAGCUGCCGGCAAGUUCUGGUAAGGGCUCGUUCACAUCAAUUUUCUGUGUUCUAACCAUUCAUUGAGGAAAGUAUAGAUAUUUGAAUUGAUAUAUUGUAGCCUUAAAUUUAUAGGUCUUUUUGAAUGGUUUACAACCGUUGCAUAUUCUAUUGAUCUCUUUGAUGAUAUAGUUGACCCACGAGUGUCAGUGUAUGAUUAUUAGCUUCAUUCCUCGUAUAAUUUUCAAAGAUACUGGAAGGAGAUGUUACAUGCAGUUUGUCUUUCCUCGCUCUUUUUCUCCUGCUAGGAUGCUGUUUAAACAAGUACAAGUUACAUUGAUUACUGGAUAGUGCUGGUAGCGGUGGAUGUUUUUUCUUUGGGUUUUA
Molecule: messenger RNA, 2415 nt
Organism: Lotus japonicus
Lineage: Eukaryota; Viridiplantae; Streptophyta; Magnoliopsida; Fabales; Fabaceae
Exons: 18
Coding region: 178-1983 (601 amino acids)
Molecular function (GO): protein binding
Source: RefSeq, a predicted model, not a curated record